UCGGUCCACUUUUAUUCAUCGUGAGCGCCCUCUGCUGCGCCUCCGGAUGAACUACAGGUUCAUCUACCGUGGGAUUAACAGGAAGUGACGCCACUGAAACCAGCUAACUUUGUCCUGGAGACGGUUUGUGUGGCUGGCGGGAAACCAGUGAAAGCAGGUAAACCAUCAGUGUUUGAUCCCAGGAUGAAAUGCAGACAGCUGCGAUGGAUCCAGCGGACGAGCCUCCGUCGAUGUUGUGGGGACUGGAUCCGGUGUUUUCCGCCUUCGCUCGGCUGUAUAUCAGAGACAUCCUGGAGAUGACGGAGUCCACCCAGGUACCAGGGAUUUACUUCUACAACCUGCACCCGAUCUCCAAAGUCGAUGUGCUGGGAACGGUGGUCUACAAGAGGGAGAGGGAAGACUUCUUCUGCUAUGGAGUGGAUGAUGGUACGGGCGUUAUAAACUGCCUGUGCUGGAAAAGUGACGUCCUGAAAGAGGAGCGGGAGCCGAGCAAGUACAUGUCCUUGUCCUCCUUUGUCAGCCUGGUGAUGCUUCAGAUGCAGAAUCGAUACAGAAGCAGCUCGAAGAGUCACGACGAACAUCUGUCUUUCAGAGACUCGGCUGUCAGCUCCCUCAGCAGGGCAACAAAGAUCUUGAAAGACUUUUUAAAGCAGAAGUCAGUGAGCAGGUUCAGACCCUACGAUGUCCAGGACCUCCUGCAGCCUCUGAUCUCCAGCCCGCCUCAGGCAGCAUCCGCUGACCAGGUAUGAACUGGGAGGGGACGUGGAACCAGUCGUCACAUCUCGAA
Messenger RNA from Neolamprologus brichardi, 787 nucleotides. NCBI's taxonomy places the organism in Eukaryota, Metazoa, Chordata, Actinopteri, Cichliformes, Cichlidae. The record is from RefSeq and is a predicted model, not a curated record.